Cetraspora pellucida is the source of this 397-nucleotide messenger RNA. Lineage: Eukaryota; Fungi; Glomeromycota; Glomeromycetes; Diversisporales; Gigasporaceae. The record is from the annotation of a GenBank genome assembly.
GGCUUUAAAGACUGAACUGCUUGCUAGAAGUAAGCCUAAUAUUUUUAAGACCAAAGUCAAAAAAGAAGAAAUGGUGGCUAAUUAUAGCCUUACAAAGACUGAACUGGACCUUGCUCAAGAAAUUAGUAUAUUUCAAGGGUUUAAAAACCUUCAUUCAAACAGUAGAAAAAAACUGGUAGUUAUAAUAAUGGAUCUAAAAGAUGGUUACUACCACCUUUUAGUUAAGCCAGGUGGUAUGGGUCUUUUUAAAGAUGACAUCUGUGUUGCCUAUCCAGAAGUCAAUAUUUUGAGUUACCGAAGAGAUCAUAUAAUUGCUCCAAACUUAAGGCUAAGUAGUCUAAUAUUAGCAGAAAAAGAAAAUUGGAACCCAUACAAAGACUCAAAUUUUAUAGUCUGA